This is a messenger RNA of Pelobates fuscus (common spadefoot toad), 4514 nucleotides long. RefSeq names its product SEC31 homolog A, COPII coat complex component (gene SEC31A). Gene Ontology annotation, molecular function: protein binding; structural molecule activity. The record is from RefSeq and is a predicted model, not a curated record. NCBI's taxonomy places the organism in Eukaryota, Metazoa, Chordata, Amphibia, Anura, Pelobatidae. Gene Ontology annotation, biological process: COPII-coated vesicle cargo loading; endoplasmic reticulum to Golgi vesicle-mediated transport; endoplasmic reticulum organization. The transcript has 29 exons. Gene Ontology annotation, cellular component: endoplasmic reticulum exit site; COPII vesicle coat. The coding region runs from base 301 to 4110 and encodes 1269 amino acids.
ACGUGGCCCGGGGGAGGAGCGGCGCACGGAGCUUGGAGAAGCCGGGCAGGAAGGCCGGGGCAGGCAGGCAGCGCGAGCCGCACAACGUUGCAGUCCCAGGGCGAGCCGCACUCCACAACGAGAAAGGCCGACCGUCAGCAGGAAGUUCUGAUCCGUGUAGUCGGUUACGGCCAGCUGCUGUCACCCUGCAUGCCCCUCACUGGCCAUAUCGCUGCCAUACACAGACACCGCUCGCAUUAAAUCCACAGACAGUCACCUCCACCUUCAGUCCGCCCGGUGGGGUAACGGAGAGCGCCGAGGAUGAAGCUUAAAGAAAUAGAUCGUACUGCUAUGCAGGCCUGGAGCCCCUCUCAACAUCACCCGAUAUACCUGGCAACAGGCACAUCUGCUCAGCAACUUGAUGCCACCUUCAGCACUAAUGCGUCGCUUGAGAUCUUUGAAAUGGACCUGGCAGACCAUUCCUUGGACAUGAAAUCAUGUGCUACUUUCUCAAGCUCUCACAGGUACCAUAAGCUUAUAUGGGGUCCACACGGGAUGAAUUCAGAUGGCGAACUUUCUGGAGUCCUUAUUGCUGGGGGAGAGAAUGGAAACGUGAUUCUUUAUGACCCAGCUAAAAUCUUAGCAGGUGACAGUGAAGUUGUCAUUGCUCAACAAGAUAAACACAGUGGACCAGUGAGAGCCCUAGAUGUAAACUCUUUUCAGACAAAUCUUGUAGCCUCUGGUGCCAAUGAGUCAGAAAUCUAUAUUUGGGAUCUGAAUAAUUUUGCUGUACCAAUGACACCAGGUGCUAAGUCUCAGCCUCUGGAAGACAUCAGCUGUAUUGCGUGGAACAGGCAGGUGCAGCACAUUCUGGCUUCCACUAGUCCCAGUGGGAGAGCCACUGUCUGGGAUCUCAGGAAAAAUGAGCCAAUUCUCAAAGUCAGCGACCACAGUAACAGGAUGCAUUGUUCUGGCAUGGCUUGGCAUCCAGAUGUUGCCACCCAGAUGGUACUUUCUUCAGAAGAUGACCGGCUCCCUGUCAUUCAAAUGUGGGACCUGAGAUUUGCGUCUUCUCCUUUGCGUGUCAUGGAAAACCACACAAGGGGGAUUUUGGCCAUUGCUUGGAGUAUUGCAGAUCCAGAACUGCUGCUCAGUUGUGGGAAGGAUUCCAAGAUACUCUGCUCAAACCCCAAUACAGGAGAGGUUUUAUAUGAACUGCCAACCAACACGCAGUGGUGUUUUGAUAUUCAGUGGUGCCCCCGUAACCCAGCUGUUCUUUCUGCUGCUUCUUUCGAUGGGCGCAUUAGCAUUUAUUCCAUCAUGGGUGGGAGCGAAGACAAUCAGAGUCAGAAGCAGGCAGACCAGAUCACUUCAUCUUUUGGGAGCCUAGAUCCAUUUGGCACAGGGCAACCUCUCCCCCCACUGCAGAUUUCUCAACCGCCGACGCAGAAGAGCGCUGUUAUUCCUCUGAAAAAACCUCCAAAGUGGCUCCGGCGGCCCGUUGGAGCAUCAUUUUCUUUUGGCGGAAAACUAGUCACAUUUGAAGCUUUAAAGGUGCAACCGACUCAACAACCACAGGUCCAAAACCAACACUUCCAUGUGUAUGUCAGCCAGGUAGUUACGGAGGAGGAAUUCCUUAACAGAUCUAAUAAGUUACAAGAUGUGGUCAGCACUGGAGCUUUCGUUGACUACUGCCAGAAGAAAAUUGAAGACUCGAAGUCAGACUUUGAGAAGAAUGUUUGGUCAUUCCUGAAGGUUAAUUUUGAAGAUGACUCUCGUGGGAAAUAUCUUGAAUUGCUUGGAUUCAAAAAGCAGGAACUGGUUGCAAAGAUUGCAUCAGCUUUGAGCAAUGGAGCUCUUACAGAUGGAACACACGAGGCUGUGAAACAACCUGACCAAGCUCUUGAAAGUGAUGAGGAAGAAAGCCCACCUACAGAAGACCAGAUCUUGGGGGAGAUUUCAAGCGAGGACAAAGAAGACCGUUCUGACAAUGUUUGGACUGGUGAAACAUUUAACAUAUCCGUGAGUGGAGAUGUUGACGGACUGAUCACUCAGGCCCUCCUGACUGGUAACUUUGAAAGCGCCGUUGAUCUCUGUUUACAUGAUAACCGCAUGGCCGAUGCAAUAAUAUUGGCCAUAGCCGGUGGGCCAGACCUGUUGGCAAGGACGCAAACAAAGUACUUUGCCAAGUCAAAGAGCAAAAUAACCAGGCUGAUCACUGCUGUUGUGACCAAGAACUGGAAUGAAAUUGUUCAAUCAUGUGAUCUUCACAAUUGGCGGGAAGCUCUUGCUGCUGUAUUGACUUACGCAAAGCCCGAAGAAUUUGCAUCUUUAUGCAAUCUCUUGGGCUCAAGACUGGAGAAAGAAGGGGAUGUCCCUCUUCAGGCACAGGCCUGUCUGUGCUAUAUUUGUGCAGGGAAUGUAGAAAAACUGGUAGCUUGCUGGACCAAAGCUCAAGAUGGCACAAGUCCUCUAUCCUUACAGGAUCUCAUAGAAAAAGUGGUCAUCCUUCGUAAAGCAGUGCAAGUCACGCAGGCUGUGGAAACACAUGAUGUAGGGACCCUUCUGGCAGGGAAGAUGAGUCAGUAUGCAAAUCUGUUGGCUGCUCAGGGAAGCCUUGCCGCUGCUUUGGCGUUUUUACCCACCAACACCAAUCAACUGAACAUUGUGCAGUUACGGGAUAGGCUCUCUAGGGCACAGGGAGUUGAUGGAAUAUCUCCAUCUGCUGGUGGUGUUACUACCAGAGGAGGAACAGCAGCAGCAGGACAACAGCGAGCACCAACUCGAAUGCAAACCGGCCCCGAUUCCCAGUACUAUGCACAGGCUAGGAUUGCCCCUACUGUCACUUCCUGGAGUAACAAAAUCCCUACUGCCCUUACAAGCUGCACACCUGCUGCCUCCAUCUUUGAUACUCAGAGAGACAAUGCUGCCCCUCCUCCAGGUUUCAACAUCCCAGGCACCGCUUAUCCAUCUGCUCCUGGUAAAACCAUACCUGCACCACCAGAUUCUUACAACAUGAACACUCAGAUGGGACCUCGGCCACCAUACCCUCAACCUUAUCUACAGUCCCAACAGUAUUCUUAUGGCUCUGGGGGACCAGCUGUCUAUCAGCCCCAACCAGCUACCAUACCUUCUGCCUCCCCCUACCACAGUAGUCCUUAUGCCUCUUCUGCUCACUCUACUGCUCAGCCGCCCUACUCUGGACAACCUCAGUCCUCUGCUGUACCAUCACCUUCUCCUUCCUCCUUCCCCCCUCCUCCUCCUGGAGCGUCCUUCCAGCAUGGCGGACAAGGAGCUCCUCCUGCAUCUGCGCCUUAUACAAAUCCUCCUCCUGGAACUACAGGUACCUUGCCUGCCGCCAGUGAGCUGCCUGCAUCCCAGAGAACAGAAUAUCUCUCUGUUCAAGAUAUGGCGACUUACCUGCAAGGACCCCAGAAUGGUUGGAAUGACCCACCUGCACUGAGCAGAACUUCUAAGAAAAAGCAGGUACUAGAGAAUUACAUGCCACCUCCUCCAAUCACCGCUCCAAUAAUGAAUCCUGUGUCUGACCCACGUUCUCAGCAGCAGCAGGUUCCAACAUCUGUACCUCCUGUGUCAUCAGUACCAUUUCAGCCUUCAACGGUACCUUCAGGGCAGCCAGGAGCUCCUAAUCCUUUCCCAGCCAUGCAGCCUCAUGUCGGACAACCAGUAGCACACCUUGAUUCUUCAAAGCCCAGUGUGGAUGCUCAUCCAGGACUACCCAUUGCAAACACCAUGCAGACUAUCCACUCUUUGCCUGCUGAAAAAAUCACAAAGAAUCCAAUUCCCGAAGAGCAUCUUGUCCUGAAAAGCACAUUUGAAGCCCUUAUCCAAAAAUGUUUGUCCUCUGCCAUUGACCAGCAAACAAAGAGGAAGUUGGAUGAAGCAAACAAGCGUCUGGAGUCCCUGUAUGACAAGCUAAGAGAGCAAACGCUCUCCCCUGCAAUAAUCGCAGGUCUGCACAACAUUGCCAGAAGUAUUGAGUCUCGGAACUACAUGGAAGGGCUAAAUAUCCACACCCACAUAGUCACAACCAGUAACUUUAGUGAAACAUCUGCCUUCAUGCCAGUACUCAAAGUUGUCCUUACCCAAGCCAAUAAGCUUGGAGUGUGAAAUCCUUUCUCCACAACCUAUUGCUCCACAACAAAAAUGCAACUCUGCACCUUGGGCAAGAAGACGGACCAAGGACUAGCAUGUUUUUAAACUUCCAGAAAUCCGUUCUGUGACUUUAAAUGCAACAUAAAACACCACAAAUUCCUGCAUUUAUUAAUUUUUUUUAAUGUUGGGAAUUCUUUUUAUUUCUCGCAAUAGUAUAUUUUUUUCUCCUCCAAAGAUCAUAUAACCUCAUGGAUUAUUUACAGCAUGUCAGAAUUACAGGGGCCAGUAACAUAUUUUACAAAACCUGCCGAUGUUCCUUUAGUUCUGGCUCACAUUUUAAAAAGGCUGUGGUUGCAAAGAUUAAGGCAACAUUGCCAAAAAUGUGUCUCAUAGAAUAAAACAUGUGAACCCAAUUUAAA